Messenger RNA from Cadophora gregata, 5327 nucleotides. RefSeq lists its product as uncharacterized. Gene Ontology annotation, molecular function: DNA binding; DNA-binding transcription factor activity, RNA polymerase II-specific; zinc ion binding. The coding region runs from base 1476 to 4157 and encodes 893 amino acids. Gene Ontology annotation, cellular component: nucleus. The record is from RefSeq and is a predicted model, not a curated record. NCBI's taxonomy places the organism in Eukaryota, Fungi, Ascomycota, Leotiomycetes, Helotiales, Ploettnerulaceae. Gene Ontology annotation, biological process: regulation of DNA-templated transcription; DNA-templated transcription. The transcript has 7 exons.
AGCUAUCAUCAUAAUCAAUGGCUUAUCGAUUCAGAAGUCCAUGAAUCGAAAUGCCUCUGCCUGCAACGUUGGCCGGCAUUUUUCUAUCAUGCCACCUUUGCGAAUUUAUUUUCUGGGGGUAGCUUACUUGCUGUGGAGAAGCCUGGAUCAAAGUCAGGUGAGUCAAUGGUAGUAGCUGUAAGCAGAGGGAACCUAAGAAGUGCAAGGAUUUUGCACUUGUGAGAGGCGUGCUUGACGAUCUGUAAAUCGUGAGGUUAUAAAUUACAAGGGGCAAACCUUUGCCAGGAAAUUAUAUAAUCACACGACUUGAUAUCAAUAAUUUGCCUCCUGAAGACUGAGCAGUUCUCAUGAGUAUGUCAACCCUGUAAAAGAUAUACAGGUAAGACCCUAACCUGCAGCUGGGAAAUCCUCGAGGUACCGAAGGAAAUCGCCGAUACGUGAAGGAGAGACAAUUGUUGGAAAUCGUUAUCGAGGGUCAAGGUCUUCUUGUACCUUGAUAGAAUUUCGUAUUGCGCGGAAUGUCUUGAGGUAUGUUGCUCGUCUAAAUGAUGGGUCUGCACAAGGGGUCCGGAUAUGUUCCGAGAGGGAGGUGGAUCCACCUGCUAUCAAUGGGCAAUAUUGUCAAUUGACUUUCGCUUUCAGUAAUACCUUAUUAUCCCAUGGAAGGAGGAUAUGCAGCUCUUCGCUCUGAAUGUUCCUGAUGAGCAGGAUCGAUAUGUAUGUUGUUCUUGGAACACUCGCGUUGUCGAUGAAUCGGAGGAAGUUCGAAGAACUUAUCCAAAUGGCAAAACCCACGCAGUAUCAUUUGAUGAUUGCUGGUAGUUCUUCUUAUACAGCGCCCAAUCGUCGUAUAUUGGGUUUUGGAAAAACGGUUUUGGGAACAUGUAAAGUCGUACCAUAAUGCUACCUUAAUGGAAUGUUGGUGUGAUCGCAGAUGUGGGGUAGCGACUGCUAGAGGAAUGACUGGGACAUUGUGAAUAGGGGUACACGCAUACCAAACGAUGUUGGAUUUUUAUUUCUCAAAUAAAUAGUCUAAUGUGACCCACAAACGAAGUCCAACGUACUCACGAUUUCCGAUUCUAAAGUGUAGAUAUAUGCCAGUAUCACCCAUCAACAGCACGAAGUCGGUUUGUCGAGCUCCGGAUCAUCCUCGGUCGGCACUUCUGUCACCUGCAAAAGCCGACUCCGGCGCGGACUCCCGACGCCCAUCCAAACCUUCUUCCCUCCACAUCUCCAGCCAGCUCCAUCUAUCAGCGCCCCCGCAUCUGUGCCCGUUGCCCAUCCCAUCGUCAAUCACCGACAUCCUGCAUCGUCGGCAUCAUCGGUCUUUGAAUAUCACUCACAGACUCCACGUAUACCGGCAUCAAUAUCAGCGGCCGCCCCAUCAAUCGCAUCCAGCGCCGUCAAUUGAACUCUGCUCCCCCGGCCGUCACUCGCCGUCUAUCCGGGCCCGUUGAAACUCUCCACCAAGCCUCAUGUCGGGCCCUAUGCUGCCUCCUGUUGGCACUAGUAAUAGUAAUGGCAAUGGCAUCAACACCACCGGAAAUGUCACAAGCGCGCCAAAUACCACAAACCUAUCUGGAACUCCAUUGGUGAACAGCAGUAAUGGGAAUGGCCAAUCUCAACUGCAGAAUCAGCCUCAAGCUCAAGGCCAGAGUCAGUCUUCACAACCACCAACCAGGAUAGAGACGUCGGGGCAGCAAGAUGUACGGCCUCAGCCAGCCGAGAAGCCGUUUGAUGCUAUGAGAGCGUACCGUGCUUGUUUGCACUGUAGGAAUCGGAAGAGCAAAUGUGAUUUGGAUCCCAAUGGCGGGAAACCGCCCUGCAAACGAUGUCAAAGAGAGAACAGAGAAUGUGUUCUUGGAGAAAGUCAUCGUGGUGGUCGUCGAGUUCGAAAGAAACCAAAGCUCGAAGACAGCUCAGAGCAGUCUGGACCGUCUACUCCAACAGUCUCGACUUUUCAAGGUUCACCAGCAGCACAAUCGAAUUCGAGUCCGCAAUACGCCAUGAACAGCUCUCAUAGUCGCCAGCAUUCGGGAUCCAUUCAGAAUAGGUAUGAUGAUAGGCCGAUGUGGCAACCUCCAAUUGCUGGAGGAGGUGGAGCUCCGAGAUACACCGAGUAUCCUCCUAUUUCUAGUGUAUCUCACAAUCAGCCAUACCGUCCUCGCAUGGAAUCCACGGCUAGCAUUAUUGGAAAGCCAUCACAUGAAGGAAUUGCGACUGCAGACUUACAGAAUCCAUCUGAUGCGCUCGAGAUUCUUGCCCAGGUAGCGGAUCGAGCCGACGACUCCAAUUCUCCUCGAAGUGAUGAUCCGAAUGGACAAUCAAAACGAACAAGGCCAACGCUGCGACCAGAUGUCAACCAACAGCCAUUGGAGACCGUGUGGCAUUAUCCUCCGGUGCAACAAGGUCUGAUUGGUCCGGAGCAGAUUUAUUCAUUGUUUUCAAGUUACGAGCAAUUCUUCCACCCAUUCUUUCCUAUCGUUCCCCGAGAGACAUUCAAUCCUAGCAGACUACAAUGGCUUUCACGUUACGAGCCCCAUCUUUUCUCGGCCAUUCUCACCGUUGCAUCGAAGGAUGAAGAAGCGCUGCACAAAGUCUGCUACGAUCACAUGCAGCAAUUAAUCUCGAACAUCUUGGCUGGUGCGGAUGCGAAUGUCGAAGCUGUAGAAGCACUCCUCCUUCUAUCACAAUGGGUAUCGCACAGACCUCAGGUGGCGGUCACAGUGGGCCGUGGAGAGGAAGAUCGCGUAGCCUGGAUGUAUAUUGGUACAGCUCUACGGCUUGGGUACUUUCUCGAAAUCGAUCGAACAUCCUUCAACAGCGACACGCAAGAAGACCCCGCUAAGUUUCGUCGGAAACGGCUAGUCUGGGCAGCAUGCUACAUUUGCGAUCGUCAGGUCUCGGUGCGUGUUGGUAAGGGGUUCUGGGCUCGAGGACCAGGUCCUCUUUCAGGACUGAAGGCAGAUAACUUUCCCACUCUCCAACGUGCUUCGGGGCAUGAUGAGGACUUCGCCACCAUUUUUCAGGCAAACUUGGAAUUAACGCAGAUCUUCUCCAAUGUUCACGACAUCCUUUACUCAUCAAAAGGCCAUGCUUGGAAAGAGAUGCUCGAGGGUCGAUAUGCCAAGUACCUUGAUGACUUUCGGUACAGUAUUGGAACCUGGAUGGAGAAUUGGGGAUCGCUGAACUGCCACCCAUACAUCAAAGCUAGUCUGAUGCUCACGUACGACUAUCUGCGGCUCUACGUCAACGCUUUUGCGUACCAAGCAACCAUUUCCCGCGCACUCACGGACCAACGAGACAGCCAACAUAAUCCUAACGGAUCCGUGCCUCUCAUCAACUCCACAGCUCCCGAUGCACGUUUCAUCUAUGAAGCAGUCAAUGCUGCCACAUCGUUACUGACUCGAUUCAACGAGUCUGUAUCACCAGAUACACUCCGCCACAUGCCAUCGUCAUAUUACCUCUUCGUGAUCUACAGCGCCGUCUUUCUCUACAAAGCUCGCUCCACGACCUCUCUUCAGAAAUCCGAACGCGACGAAGUACACAAGGUAAUCCGACUUACCAUCGACCGAUUACAAGCAUCUUCAGUAGGCGGCAACCAAAUCGGAAAUCGUUACGCUAGACUUCUAGAGCUCCUCUGGCGCAAGUCACCCAAGCGGAACGGCAACAAAGCUCUCCAUCGCAUGAGCAUCGAUAAUCGCAUGCUUACUCAACAGCAGAAUCCUAUAGGUCCAGGCCAACACAACAACCAAAUACAAGGCCAAGGACAAAACGACCGUCAACCCCAGAACACAAAUCAAAAUCUCAACCCCGACCAACCCAACCAACCCCAAAACUUCGACCCAAACCUCGACCCAAAUAUCUACGCCAACCCAAACUUCCCCGAUCCUUUCGCUCCCAACAAUGUCCAGCCCGGCCUACCGGUCCCUAAUUUCAGCUGGCUCGAUCUGUCUGCGACUUCUCUCUACGCUAUGCAGAAUGGACCGAGUAGUUCUGGGUCGGGAGAAUAUGAUGGGAUGGGUGAGUUGAGUCCGUGGGAUGGGGCGGGGAUUGAUAGGCAGGGGAUUGAUGGUGUCGGUGCGGGGUUUAUGGAGCCGGGGUUCUUGCAGUUGGAUGGUGUGGCUGGUGGUGGGGGUGGGGAUUUGAUUUUUUGAUUUGGAGUGUGUGGUUCUGGUGGGUGGGUGUGAUUGUUCUUUGCGACGCGCUUAGGGAAAGGGGAGAGGGGAAUGGAGUCGGUGCAGGCGUUGGUGGAGGCUUGGUGAUUCUCCUGGGGUAAUUGGGCUGGUUUGGCGUUUUCGGCCGAGACGGUGUUAAAAGGCGUUGGGUUUGUGGUAAUGCGCGAUGCGUUGUAUUGCUGUAGGUAUGUAUCUCGAGUAUGGUUUCCUCGCCAUCAAGGCUGUAGAUUGCUGCUGAAUGUAGCGCGUUUUGUGUCUUAUAUAAUAUCCAACUCACGAAGUUUACACUAUGGCCCAACGAUUUGUGAGUCGCGUUAUUGAAUGAGGGAGGCAGGAAGGAGAACCGGUUAUUGUUGAACUGUACUGCCUGCGAUUGACUUUCUUCAGCUGUAUUGCAAUACAGUCUACCUAUUUCGAGGAGGUGCAGAGGGGUCAGGGCGGAAAAAUAGAGAGUCUAUGGAGCACUGAUGACGAUGGUUGGAGAGAUGACAAUGGUUUAUCAAUUGGCAGUGGAAAUCAGACAUGCGUCAAUUCUCUGAUUCCUGUGGAACAAGGGGUGAUUGUCAGGAUAGUUACAACACGCUCUUGUUUUAAACAUCAUCAAAAUCGGCAGCGGGGAGACCUCUAGCUUCGGACUACGAGAAAUCGUACCUAGAGCGAGGAAAAUACACUACCAAGACCCGUUCUGGACUAUUUAAGGUGAGCAUGUUUCGGACCCUUGGGGAGUGAAAAUGGUGUUGGUCAAGGUUUAUAUACUGCUUUUGCUUACGAAUUUUGUGCUGGUGGGUGAAUCGUAUUGAGGUUGAGGAUGUUGAGGAAGUUUGAAAUUUAAGGGUUUGAACUCCAUGAGAGGAGAGGGAAGUAAAGCUGGUGAAUAAAUAGACUACGAGGUCUCAGAGCUGAGAAGUUGAUAAAUUCCUUUGAUCUCCGAUAAUGCGACCCGGACAAGUUCUCUGAAGUUAUAUGAUGAAGAAUACGAUGGGUACACUGUUAGUGGAUUGGAAUUGCCGUCGAAAGGAAUAGUAAAGACUCAGAUUUCGAAAAACAGGUGGUGAAUGUGGCGAUAUUCCUACAUCCCUUGUGUUAUUCUUCCCUCAAGCCCAAACACAUCUCUCUUUAACUUAUAUAUCCAUUCUGCUACUACGCAGC